This is a messenger RNA of Prorocentrum cordatum, 151 nucleotides long. The record is from the annotation of a GenBank genome assembly. Lineage: Eukaryota; Dinophyceae; Prorocentrales; Prorocentraceae.
GACGCCCCGCCGCCGACCUUCGGCGACCUGGGCGACACCCCAGAACUUCGACUACAACUACGUGCAGCGUAUCAACGGCUUGCUGAACGACGCAGGCAACGGCGACGAGAACGAGAAGCACCACCUGUUCGACGACGGGCGGCCGCACCUC